UGAUGCAAUUGUUAAGCAGCUUUUGGCUCUGCAAAUUAAUGCUGAGAAAUACUUUUUUGGCAUAAGGAAGAGCCUGGUAGAGUUCGAUGAAGUGCUGGAGGUGCAAAGAAAACAUGUUUAUGACCUUAGGCAAUUAAUUUUAACAGGUGAUUCCGAAAGUUGUUCACAACACAUAUUCCAGUACAUGCAAGCUGUUGUAGAUGAAAUCAUUUUUGGAAAUGUUGAUCCACUGAAGCAUCCAAGCAAGUGGAAUUUGGGAAAGCUCUUGAAGGAGUUCAAUGGAAUUUCAGGGAAGAUAUUGAAUGAGGUAGCUUUACGGGAAUCCCUCACACAGCUUCAUGAGUUAAGUUCUGUAAGUAUUAACGAUUUUCACCUUCCAAACUUGCCCUCACCUCCAAAUGCCUUCAGAGGAAUAUGUAGGAAGAGCUCCUCAUUGAAACAUUGGCUUGCCGUAUGCUCAGAUGAUUCAGCUAAAGAUGGAAAGUACCGACCAACUGUUAAUCUUCUCCGCAAGUACCUUGGAGAUUUUAUAAUUGCUUCAUAUUUGGAUGUUGUACAAGAAUCUGGGUAUGAUGAUGCAUAUAUGAAGGAAAUAGAGAGGGCAGUUCUUGUGAAAACUCUAGAUUGUUUCUGGAGGGAUCAUCUUGUCAACAUGAACAGGCUCAGUUCGGCAGUAUAG
Molecule: messenger RNA, 679 nt
Organism: Camellia sinensis
Lineage: Eukaryota; Viridiplantae; Streptophyta; Magnoliopsida; Ericales; Theaceae
Source: RefSeq, a predicted model, not a curated record